AUGGCCACUUCUGCCUACAAAUACCCAGGUCUGAACCUGCCUCUGCGGUACCUCCCGCCAGGGCAGACGGGAUACGCUAUUUGCUUCCCAGCAGGUGAUUAUGGAGGGGGUAUCAAUCCGUACUUGGUGCGAGAAGUGGCCAUGAUGCAAAUCAUGGAGCAGCUCACGGAUAAGCAAGGCUGGGAGCGCAAGGUUUUUGACCAGGAGAUUGUAGACAAAUGGCGAAAAGAAGCUUUGGAAAUUCCGGACCAGCACUGGUGGAUGCAGAUUGCUCAGGACCCCGAGGACCGAGAAGUUCCAGCUGGAAUCAUCAAUGGGUCGACAUUUGACUACUGCAUCGAAGAGCUGAGGGAAAAGGCCAAGUACUUUUCAGAAACGGGAAUUAUCCCUGGUCUUGACUUUGCAGCAUCCAUCGCUAAGUCAGACACUCUAGUUGACGAUAAUCUCAAGCUUGAGCUUAGGUCCGCUGUUCAGGAACUGAAAGCACAUCAGGCUUCGUCGCCGGACUGGCACCCUUGGUCAAACGACAUGGUGCAGGACCUCGUGCACCCAUCCUUGUAUCCGUUGGUGUACGGAAGGUCCAGGGUGUUUGAGGACGAAGUAGUAGGGGUUGAAGAUGUAGUCGAGAAAUGGGCCGGAAAAGGCGAAAUCAUCUUUGCCAAAAAGGAAGAAAAGAAGCCGAAUACAUGGGAUGCUGAACAUCAUCUCGAGGAACUCUGGUCCGACACAUACCAGUGGCUUCCCAGCAAUCUUUCGUUCCAGGAUGACGGAAGUCUCCGCUUCACCAGCUAUGUCAACAACCUACACCCCAAAAGACAUGCUGGAAUAUACAGGACUCUGGAGAAGCUUAUUGCAAAGGCGGUUCCUUUGUGGGAGCAAUGCUUGGUUCUGAAAGAUGAUUUCCCCCAAGGACGAGUUGGGAUUUGCCCAGGGAAACGGCCGGCUCGCAUCCCAGAGUCUCGAAACCCCGAUGAUUCACACGGACCAAACUGGAUCCCCAGUGACGUGACCGAAGUAGCAGACAUUGACGUUGACCCGAAGCUACUGGAGGAUGAGGAAUGGGUAGAGAACGAGCUAUUACCUAAGUGGGCUUCCCUAUGAAAACCCGUGCAUCCCGAGCCAUCGCCUUUCCUUGCCCGCAGCUAUAAGGUGCACGAAGAAAUGCGACUGGCCAAUAAAUUCGCCAAAUCUGGAUUGCAAGUUAUCGUCAAGAUUGUAUCGAUUGAGCUUGACCCCGAAAAGCCCAAAUUUGCCGCUGGAUCGUGGCAUGUAAGUCUUUCCAGCGCCCCAAGAUGGAUUCAUGGCACAGAAAAAUUAUCUUCUACUAAACCAAACCCCUCCUUGCCUGUAGGUUGAAGGUCUGCUAAACGAAAGGAUCUGUGCGACGGCCUUGUAUUAUCUCGACAGCGACAAUGUAACCGAGAGCAGCCUGUCCUUCCAGAUGCAAACCAACUAUGACAUCAAUGGAGAACCUGGUUUCGCAGUCGGCCAGGAUUCAUACUGUUGGCUUGAAAGCGUUAUCGGGGCCAAUCUGGGUGUAGGGAACGCAUCAGCUUGCAUUCAGACCUGCGGUACCGUCACAACUGGCCAGGGUCGACUUCUCGCGUUUCCAAAUACUUUGUAAGUAUUCAUGGAGGAGCGGCACCAUGAUGGGCCUGUAACUAAAGGCCUUUUUGUUCGUUGUUGAGCACAAGACUGACAAUUCUCAAUUCCCAUCCCCUCUUAGCCAGCACGCAGUCUCUCCCUUUGAACUGGAAGAUAAGACAAAGCCCGGCCACCGUCGCUUCGUUGCGCUAUGGCUGGUUGACCCUCAUGUGAGAAUCCUGUCCACGGCCAACGUCCCGCCCCAGCAGCAGUCGUGGUGGGUUGAAUCAAUCCUGGGCAAAAGUCAGGCAGAGCGGGAGGCAGCAGCAGCAGCAGCAAAGCUACCCCCGGAGAUACUCGGAUCGCUGCGAGAGGCCGGCGUCCUUGGCUGCCAUGACCAGGCCACGCCCGAUGGGAAUGAUCAGGGAAACGCGGCGACGUUACCGGAGGAGGUCGUCCGCAUGUUACACGACCACCCGGCAGCUAGAGGCCUGAUGAGCGAAGCCGAGGCGCAGGAGCACAGACUUAGGCUGAUGAAUGAACGGACCCGGAUUGAAAGCAAUGAGGAAUGGCAUUGUUCAUAUUGUUUCUGUGAGCAUUGAGAUGUCGCUGGUUGGAUUUCAAUGCAGCUGGGUAUCGCUUCAGAACAAAUGACAUGUGUUGUUGUUUUAGUUGGAAUAGUGGGACGCUGAAAACACCGUCUCACCUUCCUCCACAUGUAUAUCUUCACAUGUCCUGAGUACAGAGAAAACCAGGUGGAAUAAUUCAAGGUGACUGGUUCGUGAUAAAAUUUUGUAUUACUGUUAGACGCGACAUAUCGCAUCCGAGACAGUUACAGUAAGGUAGGUAAUAUUAG
Pyricularia grisea is the source of this 2440-nucleotide messenger RNA. RefSeq lists its product as uncharacterized. The record is from RefSeq and is a predicted model, not a curated record. Bases 1 to 1101 code for a protein of 366 amino acids. Lineage: Eukaryota; Fungi; Ascomycota; Sordariomycetes; Magnaporthales; Pyriculariaceae. The transcript is spliced from 5 exons.